UGGUCUGUGCCAUCUGUCGCGUCUUAAUAGAAAUGGAACGUAGGUACUUUACUAAUGGAAAAGUGUAUUUGAUUCGUAAUAUAAAUACACAAAUCUAAACAAAGUUGAUUAAAAUGAGCAAAUUUAUGGAAGUGAACUUGUCCGGUUACAGUGUAAAUGAAGAGGGGACAAGAAUUAAAGAUCAAUUCUGUCAUACUUGUCUGAGAAAAAAUGUACCGUUUAUUAGUAUGAUUAAUUGUGAACACUCUGAAAUACUAAUCAACUUGUUGCAAAUGAAGGUUAUGCAACCCUACAAUUUCAUUUGCCAUUGGUGUCACAAUACAGUGAAGAAAAUAAAUAAAUUCAAAACAAAAGCAUUGGAGAGCUAUAAUAUAAUGAACAGUGGGUUCGAAGGUAAAGACGAUACAAACAAGUACUCACACAAUCUCGAAUUUUCAAAAAUAGAACUUCAAUACGCCAUCAACUCUGAACCAAUAGAAUUCAGGACCAUACCGCAUACCGUCGAAAAUGAUACGUUUCAAUUUGGAACCAAAAUUGAAAUAAAAGUUGAGGAUUUAUCUGAUUUCGAAAAUGACUUGCCACUGGUAGAAAUCAGUAAAAAGAAGAAUAUAAAUGAAAUUAAUAUUGAAAGUCCUGUUGGUAAUAAAAUAUUGUCAAAGAGAACACCAGAUAGAUCGGUACAGAUUAAAGAAAAGGCAAAGAGUAUUAAAAAAAAAUCGGAAAAAACGAGGAAACAGCAGAUAAAAAAACCAAAAGAAGUAAAACCUCGUUCGCAAAAAUGCGAGGGUAAAGUUAGAAUUGUCGUUUUGUCUGAACACGAAAUGCUGGAGGAUAGAAAGUUAGACGCUUCUAAUUCUAGGUAUUUGAAGUUGCCAUACAAAUGUGAUAAAUGCAUCACAGCUUUUGACCAUGAAUUGAACUUGAUUGAGCAUUUGGAGAAGAGGCAUAAAAAGGAACCCGGCAGCCUGGUUUGCAAUAUCUGCGAGUCUGUUCUCAACACAAAGUUAUCUUUUGAAGAGCAUUAUAAAAGACAUUACAGGAGAUACGAAUGCAUGGCGUGUGGGAAAAGGAACAACAACGUUUACUCCGUAUUGAAACAUUACAACGACACGCAUGGAAAAGUUGAUAUGAGCUUCACUUGUAAGCUCUGCGAUUUCACUACUGAGUCGCACCGGAGCUACCGCUAUCACCGGGACAAGCACCGCACGGCUAAAGUGGAAUGCCAGCAGUGUGGCAACACCUUUGUGAACAAGGCGGGACUACGGGUGCACAUGUUAACCGUCCACAAGCAGUCCAGCCGCAUAUACUCGUGCGAACCGUGCGGUAAGGUGUACCGCACAAAGUCCGGACUUUCCGCACACAUGACGUUCACGCACGCGGAUACCGCGCCUGCGUACUGCGUUGCGUGCGACCUGAGCUUCCGGUCGGAGUGGGGGCUGAGACACCACCUGAAGACCGCGUCCAGGCACAUCUCUGAAGAAGACAAGAGGUUUACCUGCAGCGAAUGCGACGCAAAGUUCCUUGCCAAGAGACAACUCCAAGAACACAUCGACUGGAUCCAUCUGAACUGCACAAACCACACCUGUGGGAAAUGCUCUAAGUCCUUCAAAAAUGAAAGGAAUUUAAAACGCCACACGAUGUUCGUACACGAAAAGAAGCGACCGCCGAGAAAUAAAAUAUGCGAUCACUGCGGAAGGGGUUUUACAUCGUCGACAAUUCUCGUCUCACAUAUACGCACACACACCGGAGAGCGGCCUCUGCAAUGUGUGCACUGCUCUGCGACCUUUGCUCACACAGCCGCCCUGUACACACACAACAAAUUGUUGCACAACAAGCAGCAAUAAGUAUACUCGUAACUACAGUGCUACAAUACGAGCAACAUUACACCAUAAAUAAAAUUAUUCGUUGUAUUUUA
Messenger RNA from Pararge aegeria (speckled wood butterfly), 1915 nucleotides. RefSeq names its product zinc finger protein 888-like. Bases 114 to 1844 code for a protein of 576 amino acids. The record is from RefSeq and is a predicted model, not a curated record. Gene Ontology annotation, biological process: regulation of transcription by RNA polymerase II. Lineage: Eukaryota; Metazoa; Arthropoda; Insecta; Lepidoptera; Nymphalidae. Gene Ontology annotation, molecular function: RNA polymerase II transcription regulatory region sequence-specific DNA binding; DNA-binding transcription factor activity, RNA polymerase II-specific; zinc ion binding. Gene Ontology annotation, cellular component: nucleus. The transcript has 10 exons.